UUAUAGGCUGGUAGUGUUGGGUGAGUGUUUACGGCAGACAUUAAGAGUGUUGGACGCCGGCCUCUCACACUCUCUCUCUCUCUCUCUCUUGAGCCCCACAACCACCACAACCAUAAUAACCUGACUUGUGGCACCACCUACAACCCGGCACCACCGUGACAGUUGUGGACCAAGCUCAGACCCCCAGACAACACCACUGUGGUGAGGAUGCCAGGAUAUUAUGACAAAGGGGACUAUGACUCGAGAGUUGGCGGAGGCGGAAGUGGCACUCGCUACAGAGGACGAGGUCGAGGUCGUGGCAACUACAGCUGGGGAAGCAGAGGCAACAGUGCUGGAGGUGGUGGAAGGGGCUAUAACCGUGGCGGUGGAAGUGCCUACAACAGUGGCAGAUACCGGGGUGGUGGUGGACACGGAGCUUCGGGUGGUUACAGAGAGUCCGGUGGUCAUGACAGAUAUGGCGACUCUCAGAGAUCGAAUGCACAAAUGGAUGUCUGGGAGGAUAUGGGAUCUAGAGAAGCGUGUGAUGGUGGUUACACAUCUCGCAUGCACGCUCACGGGGUGUCGGGUGCGGUGAUGGCUGGUGGCAGCGGCACGUCGGAUCUGAUCGGCUCCCUCAGUCAACUCAGUCAAAUGGGAAAUGACAGAUCCAAGCUGGCUUUAAAUAUCUUAAAUGCUGUUUUGGCCACAGACUCGUCAGUUGGGGAGACCCUGGAUGGGUGGGACAAUGGACCGCCUCCCAGAAAGAUAAGACGCAUGGACUGGGAUGGAAUGCAUCAACCACCUGUGCGCAAGUAUCCCCAGCGUGACCACUACAACCCCCGGCGCACCUGGGAACGCCGCGGAAGAGGCGGCCACGCCUACGGCCCCAGUGAACAUCACGACGGGAAUGAGUACCAAUCCAGGAAAGUGGUAAAGGCCCGGCGUGGUAAGCCCUGGCACGAUACCAGGAGUAGUAAGGGCCCUGCUAAGGACCAGAAGGUGAGGGAUGAGGCAAAAUCAUCAGAUGACCCAGAGGGGGAUAAUGCUGAUGCAGAGGAUGUGGAACUUGCAGCUGAUGCCAGCCUGAGUGAGGCAGAGAAAGUGGCGAAGGAAGUAGAAGACCCCACUAGCGAGGCACCCGAGGCCGACGCACAGGACACCACUGAGGAGCAGACAGAGGAGGUAGAUCAGACUGAUGAAAUCAGUUGGUUGCCCAGGGAAGCUCUUCGUUGCCACAUGUGCAAUCUCUCCAAGUUCCCCGACAUCAAGGCAUACUUGCGACACCUGAAGAGCAGGAAGCACGUCAAUAUGAAGUAUUCAUUCCACGCCAAGGGUGCUGCUGUUCUCCAUUUUUUGAGAGCCGAGUCCAAGCUAGCAUCACAACGAAGAAUGUUGAAGAGUCAGCGACGAGGAAUGAAGGGCCCCGUCAUGCGCUGCCGCAAGUGUCAGUGUGACGUCUUUGGUUACAUACGAGAACAUGCCAAGACAACGGAACACAUUGCGUUGAGGAACUACCUGCGUGUUGAAUGUUGCAACAACACCUACUUCAACAGGGCAGAUCUGGAAGAACACAGACUCUCCCUUCUCCACCUUAAGAAUCAGCUGGAACUGGAGCAGAAACAGGAGGAAGAGGCAACAGAGGACACUGGUGUUCCUGAGAAUGAGGAAGGAAAGCUGCUUACUGAAGCUAUCAAGGAGUUGAAGAAGAAAAGCAAGUCAGCAGAAGUAUUGAAUCCAGAAACACUGUUGCCUUAUGACCCUUCCCUACCCCAAGGAUUAAACUUUAUUUGGAAGAAGAUGCACUACCGGUGUGGGGUAUGUCCUCAGGUGCGCUUGCAGAGUGCCGCGGAGACCGAGGAGCACUUCACGUCUCUAGAUCAUUACAACAACUUGUUGAAUCAUCUUAACAAAGUGGAAGAGGAGAAAGAACUGGAGAGAAAGAGACUCGAAAAAGAGGCUCAAAAGGCAGAACUCGAGAAAAAGAAACGUGAAGAGGAGGAAGCGUUGAAGAAAGAAAAGGAAGCUGAAACAAAGAAGAAGAAUGGGGAACAGGAUGAAGGAGAAGAGAUAAGUUUUGAGGACAUGCACAACAUGGAAACGGUAGACGAAGCGUCGGAUGACGGAGACAUGGACACUAGCGCCGACGUCAACAAUGUAGCGGCCGAGGAUGAAGAGCAAGUUCACAGUGACAAUGGAGGAGAGGAACCACAAAACGGUGAUGUAGAUGAGGAGGAGAUGGAUAAGGAAGCUGAGGAGGAGAUGGAUAAGGAAGCUGAGGAGGAGAUGGAUAAGGAGGCAGAAGAGGAGGAUAAGGAAGCAGAAGAGGAGGAUGAUAAGGAAGCGGAGGAAGAGGAGGAUAAGGAAGCAGAGGAAGAGAAGACUACCUCAAAAUCUGCCAAAGAAAGUCAGUCCAGUGAGAAAAUAGACUCUGAAGUUGAUGAAGAGGAUAAGUGCAGAAUAAAGAUUGAGACACAAACAACAGAGGAAGAAGCGAGUGAAACAAAGGAGUUGGCAAGUAAAACAAAGGAGUUAGCAAGUGAAACAAAGGAGUUAGCAGUUUUAAUUAAGUCAGAGGAAGGAAUAGGCGAGGAAAAUGAGCAGAAGCCGUCUGUGGCAGUGGAGGAAGACACGUCUAGCGAGGCCAAGACCAAGAGUGGCGGAGCAGUGGCUACACCCCGAGCCAGAAGGGGUAGAGGGAGAGGCCGAGGACGCUCCACCAAGAACUAAGUGACGACAACCUUUCUUCAUUUGACAAUAACAGUCACUUAAUAAUGUAAGAGGAAACAAUGGUUCUUGAAGAAAAUGGGCAUCCAAAAAUCUUAAGGUUUGUUUCAAGAAUGAGGUUUAUCUAGGUUUUAUAAUGAAUGGUUUAUUGGAACUUUGUGGGGGCAAUUUUGGUUUCUUAAGGUUUCUGUAAGAAAGCUUAUUAAAGUGAUAAUAGCACUGUAUAUAAGCUUGGGGACUCCAGGAGUGAUAUGACCAAACCAGUAAGGGAUUUUAACUUGUCAGUUUAUAUAGAAUAUCUCUAAACUGGUUGUUGUUUAAGAAAAUGUCAAGGGGCUAAUAUUAAUGAAAAAGUCUGAAUAAUAUAUAAUUUUUGUAACAAAUUUGUAAGUUCAGUCCACUAGCACAAUCCACUUGAGAUCCUCGGAGAAGCUGUUCAUAAUUGGACUAGUCAAUAGUUUAGCAAUAAAUGACCGAGUGAAUGUUUAGCAUAUGCUAUGUGGAACUUGCAAAGAAUUAGUCACUUUGUUUGGAUGAGUGUUAAUUGCAUCUUGUUAAAUUCUUGAUGAUAAAAUUGAAUCAUGAAUAAAUGAUAGAUAAUGAAUGAUUGCGACAGAACUUAACUCGAGUUGGUGUACUCGUGCCAGAAAUUUGACCAUUCACCCAGGCAGGUUGGGUGAAUGUUUUAGUGUGAGGUGUGUACCGAGCUACUUGCUCUGUCUUGUCCAACCCACAGACCCAGUUGUUCCUGGUGCCUGCAGGCUGCACCCUGCACGACUAGUGUGAGGUGUGUACCAAGCUACUUGCUCUGUCUUGUCCAACCCACAGACCCAGUUGUUCCUGGUGCCUGCAGGCUACACCCUGCACGACUAGUGUGAGGUGUUACCGAGCUACUUGCUCUGUCUUGUCCAACCCACAGACCCAGUUGUUCCUGGUGCCUGCAGGCUGCACCCUGCACGACUAGUGUGAGGUGUUACCGAGCUACUUGCUCUGUCUUGUCCAACCCACAGACCCAGUUGUUCCUGGUGCCUGCAGGCUACACCCUGCAUGACUGGCAUAUGGCUUUAAGGGAUGCAAGUGAGAAGUGUGUGUGUGUGCAUGUUAAGUAUGUGUGUGAUUAUAUUAAAUAUGAAGCUGUUACAAAAAUAUCUUACAAUAGUACAGUGCGUACUGCAAAUUUACUUUUUGAUUACAUAUGGUUUCAGUGCACUUUUUAAUACAAAUUUAAUUUCAUGUGUGUAGGCAAGUUUUAUUCAUUCAAAUGAAGGCCAUUUAUCCGCAAUGUUUAGGUUGAGGUGAGUGGUUGGAAGCUAGCAUUGCUGCACAUUGUUAACAGAAUACGUGUCUUCUCUCAUACUUUACUGUAUUAGGACAAGGGGCAGCACCAUCUCUCUCGUCUUAAGUCGCUAAUAAGAUUUCAAUACAAGUUUCCAUCAUCCUAACAGUGAGUUUUCUUGAAUAAAUCCUCACAAUACAAAA
Messenger RNA from Procambarus clarkii (red swamp crayfish), 4182 nucleotides. RefSeq names its product zinc finger protein on ecdysone puffs. Lineage: Eukaryota; Metazoa; Arthropoda; Malacostraca; Decapoda; Cambaridae. The record is from RefSeq and is a predicted model, not a curated record.